CAUCUCGACACCGUCCGAAGAUGGGGCUCCCUCAUCCAUGCUCAGAGCUACCCACGAACGCGGCUGACCUUCUGCAGCGUUACAGCAUCCACGUCAGAGUUGCUAAGUUCGCUAUCAGCGACGCGGAGUAUCAAAAGAGCGUAAUCUCCAAAGAGGGAUGGGACCUGCAGGACAAGUCGGGCGUCGUCAUUCCUUACCAUGUCUACUGGGGGCCCUUAUACCCCCCUGCGGGUGUGGGGCGAGUCGGCGACGUCUUCGUCGACAGCAAAAGUCACUCGCUAUGGGCCCGUCUUCGGAGGGGCUGGAAGGAGUGGAGAGGCCCUACGCCAACGGAGGAGACGAGCAAAGUUAACCUGAAUGACAAAGGGCGGCAGCAGUUCAAUUCGUUUCUCAUUGGUCACCCUGAUCUUCCGGCAGUUGAUCGUUACCUAUGGUACCAAGACCAGAAGGCUGGCUGGUUCACUCGUGCGGUCGUUCACAGCAGCAGACGGCAAGACAUGCGCCGACUGGGUUUAGGUGGCGAAGCUUGCGAAAAGGAGUAUCGUGCCAGUGGCAGGGCCGUGCUGGCGGAUACCAUCAAAAUCCUCGAGAAGCAGACACGAAAGCGAGACAGGGUGGAGGAUGUCGCUGAUAUGAGUAUUACUAGCAGGGCUCACAAGAAGCCACGGACCUCUGUGGACACUGCAGAGAACACGAUAGACCCCGGUGAAUCGGCGAGCAAACUCAAAAAGAGCGGGCGUAACGACGAACUUAAUGUGGGUCCUAUGGAGGAUGUGAUGAAGGCAUUUGGGAAAGCGAUGGAGCAGGCCGUAACGAACCAUUCGGACGAUGCGCUUCGGGCCGCUGAAGUCAAGAUACAGACCAUGCAGCAACGGGUUUAUGAACUCCAACUUCAGCACGUCACAGAAUCGAGCAAGUUCAAUACAGAGCUCACAAAAGCUCAAGAGAAGAUUGAAAAACUGACAAAAGACAAAGAAGGGCUCGAGGAGCAGCUCUGGAUCGAGGCAGAAUGUCACAAGAAGACGCAGAAGCGAUACGACAAAUUGCACGGCAAAGUGCAGCGGAUGCAUGAGACUAUGCACGAUUUGUUUCCCAAGAUGGGACGAGACUCGCGAGAGGGCGAACAAGGGGACGAAAGCGAAGGGCGGUGAUUGGCGGAGGCAUCGGAGGCGUCGGCGGAGGAAGCCGGCGGUAAAGGAGUGACGUAACAGCAGUUAAUGAGCGAUCGCGUGGCGCUAAUCGAUUUUGAUGAGCCUCGGCCCUCGACGGAGCUUGACGAGGAC
Molecule: messenger RNA, 1283 nt
Organism: Coniophora puteana RWD-64-598 SS2
Lineage: Eukaryota; Fungi; Basidiomycota; Agaricomycetes; Boletales; Coniophoraceae
Exons: 5
Coding region: 21-1151 (376 amino acids)
Source: RefSeq, a predicted model, not a curated record